CAUUUCACCCAGCACACUUGUGGACUUGAUCAUCACUCUUCUGCAUCUCACAAUGGAGGAAACCUAUGUCAGGCAUGUGGAGUUGCUGGGCUUUGAGAAACGUUUCUUCCCCAGCCAGCACUAUGUCUACAUGCUGAUGGUAAAAUGGAACGACCUGUCUGAGAAGUUGAUCUAUAGAGGGUAUCCGGAGAUCUACACCUUUCACAAAUCCCUGAAGGAGAUGUUCCCCAUUGAGGCGGGUGACAUUGAUAAGAAAGACAGGAUCAUCCCUGCACUACCAGCGCCAAAGUGGUUGGACAACCAAAAGAGCACAGAGACCAGGCAGAGCACUCUGGCUGAAUACUGCGGUUCUCUCAUCAACCUGCCCCCCAAGAUCUCCCGUAGCCAGCUGGUACGCAACCUCUUCAAGGUCCGACCGGAGGACGAGAACCCACCCGCUCAACACCCAUUAAAAAGAAAUGAGACCUUUGUGGUGUCCAAUGACAAGCCAAGAGACAACACUUCUGAGAUCUCUGGCCCCAUCAUAUUGGAAAGCUACCGGGUGAUUGCUGACUACAGCCACACCUCCAAGUAUGAGAUCACCCUGCAUACUGGAGACUUGGUGGAGAUUGUGGAGAAAAGCCCAAACGGUUGGUGGUUCUGCCAGUGUGAGGCCAAGCGAGGCUGGGUGCCCGCCUCUUACCUGGAAGCCCUGGAUGGACCAGAGGAGUCUGAAGAAGCCGAUCCCAACUACGCAGGAGAACUCUACAUCACCACCAAAGCCUACAAGGCAGCACAAGAUGAUGAGCUGACUCUUGAGACGGGGGAAACUAUUGAGGUCAUUCACAAGCUCCUGGAUGGAUGGUGGGUGGUCAGGAAAGGAGAGGAGACAGGACACUUCCCCUCGAUGUUUCUCUACAGAACUGGAGAAAAGAAGGAGAUGGAGUCGGAAGAGCAUGUGAUUAGAAGACAGACACCUCCACCCAGACGUUCUACAAUCCGCAAUGCACAAAGUAUUCACAGCAAAGGACGGCAGCGCAUCAGCCAGGACACGUACCGCAGGAACAGUCGCCGCUUCCUGCAGCAGAAGGGUGGCCGGCCCAAUCAGCCCAGGAAGACGUCCAAGGCCUCCACACAGUCCCCGCUGCAGGAGAGGAAUAACAGAGACAACAUCCCAAAGACAGCGGGCUCUAGUCCGGGGUGUGAGCUGAAAGGGGCUCCCCUCAUCCCCCCUCGGCCCAGUCCUGAACUCAUCAUGGAGCGCUGCACAGAGAACACACGCAAGAAAGUCAGUGUCCGCAAAUCGAACUGAGCUUUAAGCUUUAAACUGUGUGGAUCUGGACUUGUGUCAGCAAUGCAAUCAGAGAUGGGUUAAUGUGCACAUUACAAGCUAAACAGCCGAUAAAGCCAACCAUGUGUGCCAUAGAGGGCAUUUAGUUCUUAAUGUUAGCACUAGCUAACUGCUUAUGGAGAAAGUAAAACAAUAGUGAAUGUAAAUACAAAAGCAAAGGAGUAUUUGUGUUUUUCUAGGGUCGGUUUUCUUAUUGUUACUUUUACAUAUGCAAUGUUUUAAUGUUGAAUGUUUUUUAAUAAAGUGUGUGGUUAUUAAACGUGUU
Coregonus clupeaformis (lake whitefish) is the source of this 1595-nucleotide messenger RNA. RefSeq names its product neutrophil cytosolic factor 1 (gene ncf1). Bases 53 to 1291 code for a protein of 412 amino acids. Gene Ontology annotation, cellular component: NADPH oxidase complex; cytoplasm. The transcript has 11 exons. Gene Ontology annotation, molecular function: superoxide-generating NADPH oxidase activator activity; protein binding; phosphatidylinositol binding. The record is from RefSeq and is a predicted model, not a curated record. Gene Ontology annotation, biological process: respiratory burst; superoxide anion generation. NCBI's taxonomy places the organism in Eukaryota, Metazoa, Chordata, Actinopteri, Salmoniformes, Salmonidae.